AUGGAGCCCUCGCCCACCCCAGGGGCCCAGACUGGGACCCCCACUGGCGGCGGGGAACUGUCACCGUCACAGGUGCCUCCCGACUACGAAGACGAGUUCCUGAGCUAUCUGUGGCGUGAUUAUCUGUACCCGAAGCAGUAUGAGUGGGUCCUCAUCGCUGCCUACGUGGCUGUGUUCCUGGUGGCCCUGGUGGGCAACACGCUGGUCUGCCUGGCCGUGUGGAGGAACCACCACAUGAGGACGGUCACCAACUAUUUCAUCGUCAACCUGUCCCUGGCUGACGUGCUGGUGACAACCAUCUGCCUUCCAGCCAGCCUGCUGGUGGACAUCACCGAGUCCUGGCUCUUUGGUCAUGCCCUCUGCAAGGUCAUCCCCUAUCUACAGGCCGUGUCUGUGUCGGUGGUGGUGCUGACUCUCAGCUUCAUCGCCCUGGACCGCUGGUAUGCCAUCUGCCGCCCGCUGUCGUUCAAGAGCACCGCCCGGCGCGCCCGGGGCUCCGUCCUGGGGAUCUGGGCCGUGUCGCUGGCCGUCACGGUGCCCCAGGCUGCGGUCAUGGAAUGCAGUAGCGUGCUGCCUGAGCUAGCCAACCGCACCCGGCUCUUCUCCGUCUGUGAUGAACAUUGGCCAGAUGACCUCUAUCCCAAGAUCUACCACAGUUGCUUCUUCAUUAUCACCUACCUGGCCCCACUGGGCCUCAUGGCCAUGGCCUAUUUCCAGAUCUUCCAUAAGCUCUGGGGCCGCCAGAUCCCUGGCACCACGUCGGCCCUGGUGAGGAACUGGAAGCGCCCCUCAGACCAGUCGGACGACCAGGGGCUGGGCCUGAGCACAGAGCCCCCGCCCCGGGCCCGGGCCUUCCUGGCUGAGGUGAAGCAGAUGCGCGCGCGGAGGAAGACGGCCAAGAUGCUGAUGGUGGUGCUGCUGGUCUUUGCCCUCUGCUACCUGCCCAUCAGUGUCCUCAACAUCCUCAAGAGGGUGUUCGGGAUGUUCCGCCAAGCCAGCGACCGAGAAGCCAUCUAUGCCUGCUUCACCUUCUCCCACUGGCUGGUGUAUGCCAACAGCGCUGCCAACCCUAUCAUCUACAACUUCCUCAGUGGCAAAUUCCGGGAGCAGUUUAAGGCCGCCUUCUCCUGCUGCCUGCCUGGUCUGGGUCCCUGCAGCUCUCCGAAGGCCCCCAGCCCCCGAUCCUCUGCCAGCCACAAGUCCUGGUCCUUCCACAGCCGGUGCUCCAUCUCCAAAGUCCCCGAGCACGUGGUGCUCACCAGUGUCACCACUGUGCUGCCCUGA
Molecule: messenger RNA, 1284 nt
Organism: Neomonachus schauinslandi (Hawaiian monk seal)
Lineage: Eukaryota; Metazoa; Chordata; Mammalia; Carnivora; Phocidae
Gene: HCRTR1
Product: hypocretin receptor 1
Exons: 7
Coding region: 1-1284 (427 amino acids)
Biological process (GO): feeding behavior; G protein-coupled receptor signaling pathway
Cellular component (GO): membrane
Molecular function (GO): orexin receptor activity
Source: RefSeq, a predicted model, not a curated record